Molecule: messenger RNA, 3697 nt
Organism: Leptidea sinapis
Lineage: Eukaryota; Metazoa; Arthropoda; Insecta; Lepidoptera; Pieridae
Product: glycine receptor subunit alpha-2-like
Exons: 9
Coding region: 169-1305 (378 amino acids)
Biological process (GO): regulation of membrane potential; signal transduction; nervous system process
Cellular component (GO): synapse; membrane; neuron projection
Molecular function (GO): neurotransmitter receptor activity; transmembrane signaling receptor activity; chloride channel activity
Source: RefSeq, a predicted model, not a curated record
CUAUCAAAAAGUUUUAAAGCGAAUUAAUUGCUAGUGCUAUCAGAAUGAUAUAAUAAAAUAUUAAUAAUAAUUAAAUUUAUAUAACUAUUAGAUAUGGAGAUAGAUAUUCAUUAAUUUAAUUUGGUUUAAAAUAGUUUAUUCUAGACUUUAUCUUGUUCGAAAUUUAAAAUGCUUGCGGCGAAAUUGUUGUGGGUUAUUAUUGUUUUGCUGAGGCUAUGGUUCGGUGCUGGUGACUUGUGCUACGCAAGCGCAACUCUGCAGUCAUUUCAAGAUCUUCUCCCGGAUGAUCCACGGCUGUACGACAAGAUGAGACCUCCCAAGAAAGAUGAUCAGCCGACCAUCGUCAACUUCCACGUCACUGUCAUGGGCCUUGACUCCAUUGAUGAGAACUCUAUGACAUACGCAGCGGAUAUAUUUUUUGCUCAAACUUGGAAGGAUUUUCGUCUAAGGCUCCCAGAGAAUAUGACAACAGAAUAUCGACUCCUAGAAGUAGACUGGUUGAAACACAUGUGGCGCCCCGACUCCUUCUUCAAGAACGCAAAGUCCGUCACCUUCCAGACAAUGACGAUUCCGAACCAUUACGUUUGGCUGUACAAGGACAAGACUAUACUCUACAUGGUGAAGCUAACUCUGAAGCUGUCGUGUGCGAUGAACUUCCUGAUCUACCCUCAUGAUACACAGGAGUGCAAACUGCAGAUGGAGAGCUUAUCGCAUACAACGGAUGACAUGAUCUUCCAAUGGGAUCCAGAAGUACCUCUGGUCGUGGACGAAAACAUUGAACUGCCGCAGCUGGAGUUAGUUCAAAAUAGAACUGCAGAUUGUACCCAGGUUUAUUCUACUGGAAACUUCACCUGUCUAGAAGUAAUAUUCAAACUGAAGCGACGUCUCGGGUACCAUCUGUUCAAUACAUACAUACCGACAUGUCUCAUCGUUAUAAUGUCAUGGGUGUCAUUCUGGAUAAAGCCGGACGCUGCUCCAGCCAGGGUCACUCUGGGAGUCACCUCGCUACUCACCCUGUCGACACAGCACGGGAAAGUCCAGUCGCAGCUUCCGCCUGUCUCCUAUCUGAAAGCAGUGGAUGCUUUUAUGUCUGUCUGUACAUUGUUCGUGUUUAUGGCGUUAAUGGAGUAUUGUCUGGUGAACAUCGUACUCGAUGACGCGGGACGAAAGCCUAAGGAACCAGCCGACGCUGCCAGAGCCAAGGCCCGCGCCAUCAACAUCGACAGAUUUUCCCGUGUCUUCUUUCCAUUUCUGUUUUCUGUUCUAAAUGCCACAUAUUGGAUCCAAUUCGCUCAAUACAUAUGAUUUAAUAGGCAGUGUAUUACAAAAUUUGUAUGUUUAAUUUUCUCAAAAAGUGGUACCUAAUAAGUUUCUGCUACAAAUACCUAGAUAUUAUAUUUAUAGCUAAAUGAGAUGUGUUCAUGCUGUAUUACGCGUAUUUACUACAAUUCACGAAUCACACUCAAGCAAAUUAUAUUAUAUUGAAGGAAAAUGUCAAUGUUUCUGAAGAUUUUUUUGAAUUGAUCGAAGCCAAUGACAUUCUGUACUUCGUAUAACUACACAAAUCAUGUCGUAUAGAAACAAAGCUGAAAUAUGGAAACUGCCACAAAUUACACCAUAAAAAGCUUCGACUGCUACAUCUAUACAUUGCCGCAUUUACUCCUAUUGCUUAAAAUUUUCGUGGUCAAUAAGCAGCAAUGCAAAACAUUUAGUCAGUUUAGGUUCCGUGUGUUGAAUUUUUAUUUAAUUGUUUAAAACCCGAUUAGGACAGUGAGAGUUGACACACGACUAAAGUUUAAGCACACUUUUGCCGUUCUGCUAUUUGUAUAGAACGUCAUUGAUCGAAGCACGACAUACGUGGGCGAUACUGAAUGUUUCUGGAGCGGUUAUUCGUAAUACAAUAAUUUAAAAAACAAUUACGGGAUUUGAAAAUGGAACUCUGCGAGUAUAUACUAAGGCCAGCGAGACGAGAUAAAGAAUGUAAACAAACUCCCAUUCCCCGUGUAAUCGUAAGUACGUGCGGUGGCCUCUACUCAGUAGGCCAGCAAGUAGGGACUCACGAGCGAACAGUGAUACACGCGCGACCUUGCCUACGUCACAGAUCCGACCGAUAUUUUAAAAAUGGUGAAACAUAAAUAAAGCAAAACAUAUGAAAGUUCAUUGCGAUUCACAUUGCAUUUUUUAAGCUUCAUAAAGACGCUGAAACAAUCUAAUUUAAAGUGAUUAUUAUCAUAAUUAAAUUACCAUUCAUGAUAGCUGCCUAUUUAUUUACUAUAUACUAUGUAGGUUUGACUAUGUCGUGGUCUUCCAACGCAUACAUAACUGUCUGCAACUAAUGUAGGUUUGACAACGAAAUAAUAUUGAUUUAAAAUUACGAUUACAUACCUAUUUAUAGUAUAGAAAAAACUGAGCUAUUUUAACAAGAUGACCUUAUCCUAGGUAGGUACAGUUAUAAGUAAAGAAUUCAACCCUAAUGUCAUCAGAAUACGUCAGAGUCACGCGAUAGAAAUAAUGUAGGUAAGUGAUGGGUUAGAAGCGCUGUGCGAUCUGAAUUGCACAUUAUUGUAUGACUUGCGGUCAUAUUUAUUUAAUUGAUUUUGCGGAGUGAGACUUCAUUACUUUUUACUAUUAUUUUAUAUUACAUUUACAUUGCGACACCGAGCGAUUAUUAUAUCUGCCCUAUCAGUCGUAAUAAUGGCCUCAGUGGUCGACGACAGCUGACGUUGCGUUUUUCGUGGUACACGACAGCUGUCAAAACCGCAGCUGUCAACAUUUGGGCGCCAUUUUGUAAACAUGUUUGUUCCUGUUGUAAUUGUUAGUUUCCGUAUUUACUUAUUAUUAUUAAUCUGUGACUGUUUAUUUUUGCUGUUAUAGUGAGAAGUUGUUGAUUUUGUUUGUCAGCUCUAGAAUAUAUCAAUUCUUUUCAAUAUUCAAAGAUAUUGAUUCACUAAAACGGGUUAUAAAUUAUGUAUGUAAAUAGGAUGUAAGUACUUACCUUUUAUCAUUGUGUUGGUGCAUUUAAUAAAAAAGUAAUUAUUGUUAUUGUUAAUUAAAUAUAUUAAAGAGAGUUUACGUUUAUUUAAGUUCCUAUCAGAAAUAGAUAUUUAUUAUUAUUUAUUAAUAAAUAUCAGUAAUAAAUAUUAUUAAGAAUUAUAUUUAAUAAAAAUACUACCAAUCCGAUGCUUUACUUUUAUGAAUAAAAAUAGAACAGUGGUGCUUAAAAUACAGUCAUACAAAAUAGGUACUACUAACCAACAAUAAAAUAAAAAUAGUAGGUUUAUUAAGAGCGCGCAUCUCGUGACUCAAAAGCGUCGUUAUCGGGACACAUUUUGACAUUGACUAAUGUUUGAUUACAGUUACGCAAAAUAUCAUAUCAACAUGUCAGAUUUGUACCUACGCUGUUUUCAGUUGUUUAGUGAGUAGGUAGUAUAUAAUAUCUAAAUGUAUCUUAAUGGUAAUAUUAUUGCCUCGGCUGAGCCUAGCGCAGGGAAUACAGGAAAGGAAAAAAAGGAAUUCUUGACAUUAAUAAUUAAUUCAAAAUGUAACCCAAUUUAUAACAUAGUACCUAAUAUAAAGUAUUGCUAGAUAUAGAUGCACUUUUGCUUCCUAAUUAUUGUGAGAUACCUUAGAAAUAGAUAAUAAUUAUAUCUACCGUCAUUUAUUAGUUGUUAUAUAAUAAAACUUAAUUUAUUUUCAA